Messenger RNA from Galeopterus variegatus (Sunda flying lemur), 2145 nucleotides. It is a transcript of the gene CSGALNACT2, whose product is annotated as chondroitin sulfate N-acetylgalactosaminyltransferase 2. Gene Ontology annotation, molecular function: glucuronosyl-N-acetylgalactosaminyl-proteoglycan 4-beta-N-acetylgalactosaminyltransferase activity. Gene Ontology annotation, cellular component: Golgi cisterna membrane. The transcript has 7 exons. NCBI's taxonomy places the organism in Eukaryota, Metazoa, Chordata, Mammalia, Dermoptera, Cynocephalidae. Bases 263 to 1891 code for a protein of 542 amino acids. The record is from RefSeq and is a predicted model, not a curated record.
GAAAAGUCAUCAUUCAUAUCAUGGAUUUUAUAGAUCACAUUGCUUUAUUCUGGAUUUCUUGGUAACAGUACAGGAAGUAUACAUAAUUUCUCAUUUCUGCAAGUAGUUAUGACUGAAGAAAGAAAUUUUUUAAGCUACGGCAGAAUUCAUUGUGGUACCUUUUGUGGAAAUUCUGAUUUUGUUUUUAAUUUUUGAUAACUUUUAGCUAAAGGUAUGAACAAGCAAAGAGCUUAUUUUGUUAGGCAAGUACACAUUUAUAAGGAUGCCUAGAAGAGGACUGAUUUUUCAGACCCGGGCCCACUGGCUGCUGUUGGGCCUUGCUUUGCUCUGCAGUUUGGUAUUAUUUAUGUACCUUCUGGAAUGUGGCCCCCAGACUGAUGGAAAUGAAUCCCUUCCUGGUGUUAUCGGAGAAAGUUAUGGCAAAGAGUAUUAUCAAGCCCUCCUACAGGAGCAAGAAGAACAUUAUCAAACCAGGGCCACCAGUCUGAAACGUCAAAUUGCCCAGCUGAAACAAGAAUUACAAGAAAUGAGUGAGAAGAUGAGAUCAUUGCAAGAGAGAAAGAAUGUGGGGGCUAAUGGCAUAGGCUAUCAAGGCAACAAAGAGCACGCACCUAGUGAUCUUUUAGAGUUUCUUCAUUCCCAAGUUGACAAAGCUGAAGUUAGCAUAGGAGCCAAACUACCCAGUGAGUAUGGGGUUAUUCCCUUUGAGAGCUUUACCUUAAUGAAAGUAUUUCAAUUGGAAAUGGGUCUCACUCGUCAUCCUGAAGAAAAGCCGGUUAGAAAAGACAAACGAGAUGAAUUGGUAGAAGUUAUUGAAGCUGGCUUAGAGGUCAUUAAUAAUCCUGAUGAAGAUGAUGAACAGGAAGAUGAGGAGGGUCCCCUUGGAGAGAAACUGAUAUUUAAUGAAAACGACUUCAUAGAAGGUUAUUAUCGCACCGAGAGAGAUAAGGGCACACAGUAUGAACUCUUUUUUAAGAAAGCGGACCUUAUGGAAUACAGACAUGUGACGCUUUUUCGCCCUUUUGGACCUCUCAUGAAAGUGAAGAGCGAGAUGAUUGAUAUUACUAGAUCAAUUAUUAAUAUCAUUGUGCCACUUGCUGAAAGAACUGAAGCAUUUGCACAGUUUAUGCAGAACUUCAGGGAUGUUUGUAUUCAUCAGGACAAAAGGAUUCAUCUCACAGUCGUGUAUUUUGGUAAAGAAGGACUGUUUAAAGUCAAGUCUAUCCUAGAAUCUGUCACAAGUGAGUCUAAUUUUCACAAUUACACCUUGGUCUCACUGAAUGAAGAAUUUAAUCGUGGACGAGGACUAAAUGUGGGUGCCCGAGCUUGGGACAAGGGAGAGGUCUUGAUGUUUUUCUGUGAUGUUGAUAUAUAUUUCUCAGCCGAAUUCCUUAACAGCUGCCGGUUAAAUGCUGAGCCAGGUAAGAAGGUGUUUUACCCUGUGGUGUUCAGUCUUUAUAAUCCUGCCAUCGUUUAUGCCAACCAGGAUGUGCCACCGCCGGUGGAGCAGCAGCUGGUUCAUAAAAAGGAUUCUGGCUUUUGGCGAGAUUUUGGCUUUGGAAUGACUUGUCAAUAUCGAUCAGAUUUCCUGACCAUUGGUGGAUUUGACAUGGAAGUAAAAGGCUGGGGUGGAGAAGAUGUUCAUCUUUACCGAAAGUACUUACAUGGUGACCUUAUUGUGAUUCGGACUCCAGUUCCUGGUCUUUUUCACCUCUGGCAUGAGAAACGCUGUGCUGAUGAGCUGACCCCCGAACAGUACCGUAUGUGCAUCCAGUCCAAAGCCAUGAAUGAGGCCUCUCACUCUCACCUGGGAAUGCUGGUCUUCAGGGAGGAAAUAGAGACACAUCUUCAUAAACAGGCAUAUAAGACAAACAGUGAAGCCGUUGGUUAAUGUAAUCUGCAACACCUUACAGCCUGAACCACAAACCAGCACUAUUUAUUUAGCCUUAAUUCCAAUUCCAGAUGCAGUGCCUCUUUCAGAGAAGACAUGUUUAUUUUUCAUGUUCUUUCUGACAUUUAUUUUAUUUUAACAGUUCAACCUGAUAUGAAAAGAAAAAACAAGUGUCUCAAUGCAAAGCCUCUGUUUUGUGACAAUACUGCACUAUGGAAUAAUUGUCAAAUUGAAAUCUAAUGUUUUUCGCAAAA